CUCUUCAGCUGUAGUAGGUCUCAGCAUAGCGUCCUGUCAGGGGGUCUCCGCUGUCUCUUUGUUCAAGCAGAGGAAGGAAGGGGAGAAAGUUCGAAACAGAGGUGUAUUUUGGACCACUGCUUCAACGUAGGAAGUGAAACUUAAGUGCUAGUUGUUUGUACUUUUCCUUCAGCCCUUAUGGACACAAACCUAACUUUCUCAGCCUGCUUAUAUUACUGAGAUCAGACACUACAUGGACUGCCUGGCUGGUUACCGGAGGUCCCGUCACAGACACCUUGCCUCGGGUAGGUGAUCCUUACAUGCAGGACAACACAGUGAUGAUGAGCACUGUCAUUGGUUGAAUAUAGAUAUUAGGAAGAGAUCUAGGGUUGGUAUCUUCUUUUUCAAAAUAAAAGACUCUGGACUGACUAUGAAGCGGCGGCGCAAGUACUGGUUUUGGAGGCGGAAAGGUUUUAACGCAAAGAUGUGCCUGCUCUGCUGUUAUGAUAGGAAAGGCCAAGCUGACUGUUUCCAGACCAAAAACGCUGAUCAAGGGCCCUGCGUGGCGGUGAAAAUCGAACACUCCACGGCUCUAGGCACUAGCCCACCGUGCAGACAAAGCAACACACCCAGUGUGCAUGCGUGCCUGAGUCGGGCAGGCCGGGGAACACCUGACAAGAGCAGGAGAGGAGUCAAUGGAAGAAGCACUAGCAGCAGGGCUCGGCUGUUGUCUAAACCGCAAGUGCCUCCAAAGCCAGCACAUCUCCAGAGCCCGGUGACGGACCUGACAUCGCCACCAGGCCGCAUACAGAAACUACCACUAAAACAGAGGAUGGAUGAGGGAGGAGGAGGAGGGGGAGGGGGAGGGAGAAGUGCUGUAAACCGGGAGAAACUCAGAGAGAAACACUCCAAAGUCUCAGACCUCAUCAGCCGCUUUGAGGAGAACAGCGGCUCAGAGAACAAGAGAGACGGCUCGCCGCUCAAACAGAUCAGCAAGUCGACCAACAGCAGCCCGGCUCACUGCGCCUACCCAAAGAAGUCGGAGACAGACAGGCCUAAGGAGAACCACUCCUCCAAACCGGCCUCACCCGAGGAUGAACACAAACCUGCAGCCAACGGGGUGCUAGCUCAGAUGGAGCAGCACAAGGACAAGGAGGACAGCCAGGAAGAGAACAAUGACAGUGUGAGGACAGAAACCACGGCGCUGGUAAACGGAGAUAUGGGGUGCAGUGAACAGAGUGGUGAUCACUCACCUCCACAGACAGACAGGACUGUCGAAGAAAGCCAAACUGAAAAUAAGGACAGUGGGACUAAAAUAGAAACCGAGCACAAGAAUGAAGAAGGAAGCAUCGAGCAGAAGGAGACAAAUGAACAGAAGCUGUUUAAGAUUGCCAGCGAGCUCUUGCACACAGAGAAGGCCUAUGUAGCGCGACUGAACCUGUUGGACCAGAUAUUCUGUACUAAGCUGAUGGAGGAGGCAAAUAAAGGAACGUUCCCUGUGGACGUUGUGAAGAACAUCUUCUCCAACAUCGUCUCCAUCCAUGCCUUUCACAGCCAAUUUCUGCUUCCAGAUCUGGAGAAACGCAUGGGGGAAUGGGCGUCCACACCUCGAAUUGGAGACAUCCUGCUGAAACUCACACCCUUCCUCAAGAUGUAUGCAGAAUAUGUGAAGAAUUUUGAAAAAGCCAUGGAGCUGCUGAAACACUGGACUGAUCGCUCACCUCAAUUCAAGGGCAUCAUUCAGGAGAUACAGAGUCAGGAGGCCUGUGGCAGCCUGACGCUUCAGCAUCACAUGCUGGAGCCCGUGCAGAGAGUCCCUCGCUACGAGAUGCUGCUAAAAGACUAUCUGAAGAAGCUGCCUCAGGACGACUCUGACCGGCAAGACUCAGAGAAAUCACUAGAAAUAAUCGCCACAGCAGCUACUCACUCAAACAGUGCUAUACGUAAAUCUGAGAAUCUGAAGAAACUGAUGGAGAUCUACGAGAUGCUGGGUGAGGAGGAGGACAUUGUAAACCCCUCAAACGAGUUCAUUAAAGAGGGCCACAUCUUGAAGCUGGCAGCCAGGAACACCUCGGCCAUGGAGCGGUACCUCUUCCUGUUCAACAACAUGCUGUUGUACUGCGUGCCUAAAUUCAGUCUGGGAGGGACUAAGUACACAGUGAGGACACGGAUCGGCAUCGACGGCAUUAAAGUCCUGGAGACUACCAACGAGGACUACCCUCAUACCUUCCAGGUGUCUGGGAAGGAGAGGAUGCUGGAGCUACAGGCCAGCUCAGAGCAGGACAAGGCAGACUGGAUUAAGGCUUUCCACAGGACCAUUGAGAUCUUCCAGCAGAAAAACGAGUCAUUCAAGAAUGCACUGAAAGACGCAGAGGAAGUGUCGAACGCAGAGCUGGGGAAGCGUGCCCCUCGCUGGAUUCGCGACAAUGAAGUGACAAUGUGUAUGAAGUGUAAAGAGCCUUUCAAUGCACUGACACGGCGGAGGCACCACUGCAGAGCUUGUGGAUAUGUGGUGUGCUGGAAAUGUUCCGACCAUAAGUGGGAACUUGAAUAUGACAACAACAAGACGAACAAAGUCUGCAAGGACUGCUACCGCAUUCUGUCCGGAGCAGGGGUCGCAGAGGGCAAGAAGAAAGGCAUCCUGGAGAUCGAAGCUGCUCAGUUCACAGGCAGCAGCAUCAUGUGUGGCUUCCUGCAGUACUGUGAGAAGACCAAAGCUGGGCAGAAAGUGUGGUGCGUCAUCCCCGAGAAGGAGUGUCUGGUGCUGUAUCUCUACGGAGCUCCACAGGACGUGAAGGCCCAGUGCACCAUCCCUCUGCUGGGCUACUCUGUGGACGACAGUGCCCGGCCCACAGACCCCCCCGCCUUCUUCCGCCUGACCCAGUCCAAGUCCAUCCACAGCUUUGCCGCUGAAACCGAAGAGAUCAAGCAGCGCUGGCUGAAAGUCAUCCGAGUGGCAGUGAGGGGAGAGGUGCCUGAAUGCCCUGAGACCAACGGCGGCAGCGCCAACGUGACGGACAACAACAACACACAAGAAGCGAGUAGUGAUAGCUCAUAGAAGUGUGUUAACUACAAGCUAACUGCUGUUGAGAUGCUAAAGAAAGACAAGAUGUGCACUGCAAGCACAAAAUACAAACGAACACUCUCCAUGCUGUCCUUUGAAGAUAAGAACAUAAUCAGUGCUGGAUAUACUUCCGUUUCUUCCUGGAUUUUUUCACACAAGGACUUCUGACUCACUGCUAGAGCCGUGCUGGAUUACUAAAGGUUGUGUCUGGUGCAGUCAACACUAGAGCUGUCAGGAUUGAGUGACUUCCCUCCAACAGGCACUCUUAAAGACAGCUCAAACUCGGUCUUCCUACUUUCGAUCUGAGUCAGCUCCUCUUGAGCCACCACAGUGGAUUCACCCAGCUCUGUAUGGGAUGUGAAUGAGAGCCAGACAGAUCCUGCCCGUGCUGUGACUCAACUCUGUAACUGUACAGUAUAAAUGUUUUUUUGUUCCUCUUCAAAAAAGGAAAAUGUGUUGUACAGAAAUCAAUCCCAAAUGUUGUUUUGAUAACAUAGAAAAUGUCUAAGUUCCCCACCUUUUCUUUGCUUGAGAAGAUGGAUCCAAAACUGGGAAAAUGACUGUGUGCUUGGAUAAUGAUGGUCCCAGCUCCCUUUCACACCCCUCAGUGACAAUUCAUCACUAUUAACCCAAAAUCUGGUUGCACAUUGGCUGAUCUGUCUGCUUUUCAAUGUCCCAGUCCCGUUUGUGUUUUCUAUUAAGCUAAAGGAGUAACCAAUAUUUAGGCCACUGACCAUAGUAAAACAAAUCAUAAUGGCAAUACAUAUUGUGAUCUCGUAAAAAAAUGUACCUACAAAAUGCUUUAUAGAUCAAAUUGACUUAAAAGGGCCUCAUCACAUUUUAUCAAAAAACCUGUAUAAGUACAAUAAGUCAGUCCUGCUCAUUGGUUUGCAACAUAAAGCAAUUUAUUUUAUCACACCUCAAGUAAUGUUGGAGGACUGCAAGACAGAUAGAAGCAGCAGAAGCAGAGAUACCCCCUAGUACAAACUAGGCCUACAAUUCCCAUGAUGCAACCCAAUAGACCACCAUUAAGCCUUUCCUGAUUGCCACCGAUGCUGUCUGGUAUAAAUAGUCUAAAUCCUAAGUCAGGAUAUCCCUGAUGACGUCAUUCUCAGAUUUUCUCUCCAGAGCCAUAAAGACUACAGCUGUAUUUGCAGCUUGAGUUGCCAUAUUCCUGACAAAUUUACAAAUAGGUCAAUUAUUUGUAAAAUAAGAUCACCUUUUAAAUGUAAAGCUACGUUUUUAGAAACAAAUUAAUAUGUUCAUACAUGUCUAAGUUCUCUCAAUAUGUAUUGUCAUACUUCGCCCAUCCCUAAGGCCCAGACGGUGCUGUUAGAAUUAAAAUAGCAGUUUAAUCGUGUGUAAUUUAAUAUGGCCUACAACUGAUGGAUGAUAGUCAUUCAAAAAUGAGGAUUUGAGAGACAAACCGGGAUCAUCAAGUUUUUCUACAAAGAUGCGAACGCGGAACAAUCACAGAUACAGCAAACUGGUGCGAGAAAUGUAAAUGUUUUUUAAUGCUGUAAUUAAUUUUAAUAUUUAAAGUAAUUUAUAGAGUAUGACAAGCAUGAUCUGUAAAAAAUAAAGGUAGCACAAAUGUGUAUCCUGACUGUCAGCUAAGAAGCAGUAGGUAGGUCGUAUUUUUUUUCUGAGAUUUCUCUCCCACUAACAUCAAACCUGGAUUCUUCAGUGUGACAGCGACACUCCCCUGCUCAUUGCUGGUGUUCACUUGAGUCUCUCCCCCCCCCCCCCCAACUCUUUCCUCUUCUCAGUAGUCAAAUAAAGAUACAAGAGCACAAGACUUCCCGUCUGUAAUAUCUGAACGUAUAUCCAGAUUUGUAUGCUCUCAUCCCUCACCGUCCCCAAAAGGUUUGAGAAUUGAUGCACUUUACAGUCUUAAAGUGUACCUUCAAUGAAAAUAAAUCGAUUAAAUAUGG
Molecule: messenger RNA, 4977 nt
Organism: Eleginops maclovinus (Patagonian blennie)
Lineage: Eukaryota; Metazoa; Chordata; Actinopteri; Perciformes; Eleginopidae
Gene: fgd4a
Product: FYVE, RhoGEF and PH domain containing 4a
Exons: 18
Coding region: 410-3037 (875 amino acids)
Biological process (GO): filopodium assembly; cytoskeleton organization
Cellular component (GO): cytoplasm
Molecular function (GO): metal ion binding; guanyl-nucleotide exchange factor activity
Source: RefSeq, a predicted model, not a curated record